UUCCUUCUCUCCUUCACCCAGUGCCUCUCUCUCUCUUUCUUCUCUCUCAUUCUUCUUUCCCUAUUUGACUUCUGCUGCUUUCUUCUUCUCCUCCGCCCUUUCCUUCCUCUUUUCGCUAAUACCUGUUCCAUCUAAUCUAAAGUUUGCAUCUUCCGCUCAAAGGUUGCAUCUUUCGCUCUCCGCACCACCAAAGUUUGCAUCUCUAUGUAAAAGUUUGCAACUUUGUAUCUCCCUGGCGCGUACUCCCUGUGCUGGGGACGGACUCAAGCUAUCUCCUGCUUCGACUGUUGCGCGAGCUUUUUAUCCAACAGCGAAAUCGAUUAUUUGGCUUUCUUGCGCUUGAAGGUCGAAUCUUGGAGGUUGGGCGAGGGUUUGAGUUCUCUCCGGUUGUUUUGCAUCUGUGGGAGAUUGCUUUGGAACCAUGAUUGCGGAGGAGACGAAGGGGAUCAGGGAUCAGUUUCCUGUGGGCAUGCGCGUCCUUGCAGUAGAUGACGACCCCAUCUGCCUCAAGUUGUUGGAGGUCCUGCUAGUCCGCUGCCAGUAUAAGGUUACGACGACUGAUAAAGCAAUUAUGGCACUGAACAUGCUGAGAGAGAACAGAAACACAUUUGAUCUGGUUAUCAGUGACGUGCAUAUGCCGGAUAUGGAUGGAUUCAAGCUAUUAGAGCAUGUGGGCCUCGAGAUGGACUUGCCAGUUAUCAUGUUAUCUGCAAAUGGUGAAACCCAAACUGUCAUGAAAGGAAUCAGUCAUGGCGCCUGUGACUAUCUGCUAAAGCCGGUGCGGAUUGAGGAGCUGAGGAACAUAUGGCAACAUGUCAUCAGGAGAAGGAAGUUUGAAAAAAGAUACAGUAAUGAUCCUGAGAAUGGGGAUGAUGACUUGAGGACUCUUGGAAACUCAGAAGAUGGUCAUGGGGCAGAUGAUCUCAAUGGAAAAAUCACCAAGAAGCGGAAGGAUCAGAGCGAAACAGAUGAAAAUGAUAGUGAAGACAACACAGAGAAUGACGAUCCAUCUAACCAGAAAAAGCCUAGAGUUGUCUGGACGAUUGAGUUGCACAGGAAAUUCGUUGCUGCUGUUAAUCAACUGGGUAUUGACAAGGCUGUUCCAAAGAAAAUACUUGACCUUAUGAAUGUUGAGAAGUUAACAAGGGAGAAUGUUGCAAGCCACCUACAGAAGUAUAGGUUAUAUUUGAAGAGGCUUAGUGCAGUGGCUGGCCAACAAGCUUGCAUGGUUGCAGCUGUAGGAAGUAGAAGCUCAUCAUACCUAAAUAUGGCUUCUCUGAAUGGUUUCAGAAAUUACUAUGCAAUUGGGGGAUCAAGCCAACUGCCGACCAUAGGAUCUCUUCAACCGACCGGAGUUCUUGGUAGAAUGAACAGUUCAUCAACUCUAGGAAUGCAGGGGCUGUUGCCUUCCCGCACAGUUCAGCUUGGUGGAAUGCACAAAAGCACAAACAAUUCUUGUAGUACUGAAUUAGGAAAUAUUCAAGGGAUCACAUCACCAGGCAACCAUCAAUUGAGUUUGCUCCAUGGGGUGCCUAUGAGUUUGGAGGUUGAACAAUUUCCGCAACUUAAAUUGGAGCAAGAACGGAGAAACCAAUUGCCCGCUGGCUUUUCUGGUGUUGGACUUUUGGUUGGUCCUAAAAGCAAUUCUUUUCCUAGUAGCACUUCGAAUUCUCUUUUAGUUCAGGCGAAUAAGCAGCACAAUCAAUCAGGAGGAAUACACAAUUAUCCAUUGGCCAGAAUGCCUUCCUCAAGUUCAGAGAUUUUUGAUUUUGACCUUCAAGAUGUUUCUCUGUUUACUUCUAAUAGUAGAUCUCGUGAUGGCUCAUGGCAGGGUGCUGCUGCAUCAAUUGAUCAGCCUAUUAAUGCAUUGCCAAUACUUGCCCCUUUCAGGAAUAAUGUCUUCUCUUCUGGGAGCAUUGGAGCAAAUGUUUCUUCGAUAGCAUCUCAUCCAGUGACCAAAACUUUUGAUGAAUGUUCAAACACAAUGGCUGCUCCUCUGCAUAAUGCGAUCACAAACAAUAAUAUCAACAACCAUGUUCCAUCGCUCAACGAGAGCACAAUUGCUAUGCCUCCAGUGCACAAUGAUUCCAGAUUGUCCAAUUUUAGCUUGGACAACUCUACACCAAGAUGGGAUUAUUGUUUUAAUCCUAAUGCAAUCUCAAGUACUUACUCAAGUUCUUUGUAUCCCAAACAUCAGAACAACAAUGAAACUGCUCAGUUUCACACAUCGGACAUUGCAAUUGAUGAUAAAAAGUUGGCUGUCAAUGCAGAAGACCAAGUGAACUUUGGGGCAUCACUCAUCAGACAAGAUUGCAUGAUCGACAGGUCAACUGUUAAUAGUCAGCUUAAUUUCAAACGUGAACAUGAAUUGGAGACCUCAAGUUUGCAUGGUGGCCUAAACUCAAACGGUUCCUGUCUGGCUGAUGUUGUGAAUUCCAUGAUCAAAUCAGAUGAUGAUACGUUUGGGGAUAUCGACAUGGGAUGCGAUCUCUACAUAAUCGGUGCUUGCAUGUGAUCUCAUUGGAUUUGAGCAAUUAUGGGUUGAUGAGAUGGUUUAUGUUGGUUGUAGUUUGUCUUUGGUUUCUUAAAGAAUCUAAUAUUAUGAAUGAGAAUGUAGCUGAAUUAUUGCUUUUAUGGAAGGGUCCUGGAAACAUCUAGCUGA
Messenger RNA from Zingiber officinale, 2662 nucleotides. RefSeq names its product two-component response regulator ORR24-like. Gene Ontology annotation, biological process: phosphorelay signal transduction system; cytokinin-activated signaling pathway. NCBI's taxonomy places the organism in Eukaryota, Viridiplantae, Streptophyta, Magnoliopsida, Zingiberales, Zingiberaceae. Bases 422 to 2515 code for a protein of 697 amino acids. The record is from RefSeq and is a predicted model, not a curated record. The transcript is spliced from 6 exons. Gene Ontology annotation, molecular function: DNA-binding transcription factor activity; DNA binding.